UACGUCAUCUGUGUGUCAUAUCCUUCACGCGCCAAAUUUGUAUUGUUUUGAUCGGGAGCGAAGUCGAGGGUAGGAGACAGCGCGCAGACAAGACAUUACAUAUUUACUCAGGUUAAAUUAAAUUAAAUUAAAAUGUCGGAACAAGCUGGCUACUCCCCCAGCUUCAAGAGACCGUCUGAUAUCCUUCGUCUGAGAAAGAAGCGAGCACGCAGCGAGGGAGUCGGCUCCGGCGGCCGGAAUUCAAGCGCUAGUCCUGGGUUAUCUGUGCCGGGGGUCCGUCCCUUUUCCCCCGGCUCUUUGCUCAAUGGUCCGCCUCGGCCCGGUGGCGUGAAGCGCAGGAACCCAUUCGCCAACCUCGAAAACACCUACAACAGCCCAAAGAAGAGAGCCGUGGUGCGGUCCGAGGGAGAUGCGUACUCUCUGGGUUGCAAACCUUUAAUAAUUGAAGCCGAGGUGGAGAACCAGGCGGAAGGGCCAGCACGCCGGGACACGCAGCAGUUCACUGAACGACUCCUCCACGCUGAGAAACGCUACCAAGAAGCUCCGGACAAGCAGAAACAGACCUCUGUCUCCGAAGACGAUUCUCUCUUUGAAGACGAUUUGUUUGCAGACGAGAAAAUAUCUCCUCCUAUACUGACAAGCCCACUGGGCCAUGGCUCCGGUGAAAUGGCUCCCCAUGUCUGUGUGGAGUACCCGGCUGACUGGAGCCUGAAGACUCGCCUCCUCUUCACUUCUCCUCUCUCCUUCUCCUGGGCGGAGCAGCUGAAGGCCGGGGAGGAGGCGCAGGGGCUGACCCAGCACUGCCGUGCCACGCAUGUCCCGCUACCCCAAAAUAUACAGGAGCCCCGCUGCAGCGUGGAGCUGCGCUGCUCCUUCCAGCAGGCCCUGCAGUACUGGCAGCACCCCUCCCUGCCCUGGCUCCCCCUCUUCCCCCGCAUCGCCGCUGAGAGGAGGUUCUCUGGCAAGAGCGCCCCCUGGGCUCACGACCCGGCACUGCAGCAGAGUCUGAUGAGCGAGUGGGCGGUGAGCUUCACCUCUCUGUACAGUCUGCUGAAGGCUCGGCUCUGCCCGUUCUUCUACCUCUGCUCUUACCAGUUCACCGCACUAUUCCGCACCUCCGGACUGAGCGGCACCUCAGCCAUCACCGCAGUGCUGUCCCCCACCACCAGGGGGCUGCGUGAGGCCAUGCGGGCAGAGGGGAUUGACUUCACACUCCCCCUGGUGGAGGAGAAGAAGAAGUGCAAGAAUCCCCGCUCUACUGCACAUCAGACUGGAGAACACGGAGCUGAGCCCAAAGAACUGGCUGAGGAAGAAGAUGAUGAAGAAUAUGGUGAGGAGGAGGAGGAUGAUGAAGAUGGUGGUUUCUCCUGGCUGAAAGAGAUGGGGGUUCAGGACAAAAUAAAAAAGCCGGAUUCCAUCUCCAUCAAGCUGCGUAAGGAGCACAGUGAGGUGAAGCUGGACCAUCGGCCCGAGUCUCUGGUUCUGGUUCAGGGCUCCAGCACCUUCACCCUCCUCAACUUCCUCAUCAACUGCAAGAGCCUGGUGGCGGCGGCCGGGUCCCAGGCUGGUCUGCCCCCCACCCUGCUGGCCCCCAACCCCUUCAGAGGGGCCACACUGCACGUACUCAAGGCGCGCAGUGUGAAGGUGAAGACGCAGGUGCGGACGGGGUAUCAGGACGUGAGCAGCCUGGAGGUGACGGGUCCGGUGAUGCCCCACGCCCUCCACGCCCUGACCCGCCUGCUCCGCCCCGCACAGAGGGGGGGCUUCUCUGCAGGCCUGUACCCCCACGAGCCCACCGCAGUCUUCAACACCCCUGUGGGCCCCCCUGCAGAGCCGCAUCUGCAGGACACAGCGGCGCAGGAUUUGGAGGGGUGCGGACUGCACCCCAGCACCGUGCGGCAGCUGGUCCAGCCAUCCACCCUGGGAAAGAGCACACUCAGACACCUGCACAUGAAAGAGUACUCUUACACCUGGAGCCUCUGAGUACUCUUACACCUAGAGCCUGAGUACUCUUACACCUGGAGCCUGAGUACUCUUACACCUGGAGCCUCUGAUACGCGCACAUACACACACACACACACACUGCCAUUGUCAGGGCUACCUGGUGUCUCCAUCACUGACGGACCGCUUGUUCUACUGCCAAACAUUUUUACCUGAAUGAGCCGUUGUCUUGUUUACAUGAAAUUUUAUGUAAUUAAAUUAAUUUUUUUUUAAUGUU
Molecule: messenger RNA, 2218 nt
Organism: Anguilla rostrata (American eel)
Lineage: Eukaryota; Metazoa; Chordata; Actinopteri; Anguilliformes; Anguillidae
Product: protein downstream neighbor of son homolog
Exons: 10
Coding region: 133-1983 (616 amino acids)
Biological process (GO): nuclear DNA replication
Cellular component (GO): nucleus
Source: RefSeq, a predicted model, not a curated record